AGUGUAUGCAUGCAUACAUGUGCCUGUGUGUGUGUGUGUGUGUGUGUGUGUGUGUGUGUGUGUGUGUGUGUGUGUGUGUGUGUGUGUGUGUGUGUGUGUGUGUGUGUGUGUGUGUGUGUGUGUGUGUUUGUGUGUGUUUGUGUGUGUGUGUGCUUGGAAUUCCAGGCCUGGGCCGGAGUGUGGGAGUGCCGAUGCUGACUACUAGUUCCAUGCUCUGCGCUGCGACCCACCCACCGGUCCACAGCCAGAGAGCGUGCUCCAGCAGGCAUGGCACACGACUGGAGGGGAAGGAGAGAGGGAGCACGAGAGGAGGGAAGGAAGACACCUUACAUCCACCGCGCUCCGUAAACUCUGUGUUUUCCGCCCAGGUGCCUUUUGGAUUCGUGCCACGAUGAUGACCCCUCCCGGCAACCUCACCACCGCCCUCAUCUCCCAUCCCAUGCUCCUGGGUAACCUCUCCCACGCCGGCCCCGCCCCCUCCAACGGCACGCAGAACAUCGUGGGCAGCGCCGUCGCCACCGCCAUCGGCGCCAUCAUCCUCACCCUGGUCUUCCUCCUGGGCGUGCCGGGCAACCUCUUCAUCAUCUGGAGCAUCCUGGCGCGCGCCCGCAAGCAGUCGGUCACCACGCUGCUCAUCCUCAACCUGGCGUACGCCGACGGCUCGCUGAUGGCGCUCACGCCCUUCUUCAUCGUGUACCUGGUGCAGCGCACCUGGGUCUUCGGCAACGCCCUGUGCAAGAUCCUCUUCUACCUGUGCCUGGCCAACAUGUACGCCUCCAUCCUGCUCAUCACCCUGAUGAGCCUGCAUCGCGUGGUGGCCAUCGUGUGGCCGCAGCGCGUCCGGGCGUCCGUCGGCCGCCGGGUGGCGCUCUGGGCGCUGGUGGGCGUGUGGGUGCUCGUGAUGGUGGCGUCCGUGCCCGCCGUGGUGUUCCGGAAGCUGAAGUUGUACGACUCGGGCAUGCUGACGGGGAAGGACCGCAUGGUGUGUGACUCCUUCCACCAACACCAGAGCGAGGUGGUGCUGCAGUACACCAUGGAGCUAGUGCUGGGCUUCAUCAUCCCUUACCCCGUCAUCGUGAUCAGCUACGUCUGCAUCCUGCGCCGCAUCCGCCAGACCAAGUUUCGGCGGCGCGUGCGCAGCGAGAAGCUCAUCCUGGCCAUCGUGGUGACCUUCUGCGUCUUCUGGCUGCCCUACCACUUGGUCAACCUGGUGCAGGUGGCCGCUGCCUUGUGUAAAGACGGCUCUGCGAUGAAACAAAAGCUGGACGCCAUCUGGCAGCCCGCGCGCGCCAUCACGUCGGCACUGGCCUUCAUCAGCAGCUGCGCCAACCCGGUGCUCUACGUCUUCGCCGGCAAGUCCUUCAUCCGGCGGGACGGCCUGGCCUUCAUGGCCCGCCUCUUCGAGGGCACGGCCCUGGAUUCUGGCGUGUCCCGCAAGAGCCGGCAGCACAGCCGGCAGGACAGCCGCGAGCGGGACGGCAAGGAGUCGGCCAACUGCCUAGGGCUGCAGGGCCGGGACGGGGACGGGGACGGGGAGGACUCGUCCUACGCCGCCCACUCCAGCUCCAACCAGCUCUCCAACAGCGUCCACAAGAACGGGAAACCGAGCCCGAGGUAACCGAGGAGGAGGAGGAGGAGGAGGAGGAGGAGGAAGAGGAGGUGGCGGAGGAGGAGGAGGAGGAGGAGGAGGAGGAGGUGGAGAAGAAGAAGACGAAGAGGAAGAAAUAGAGUAAAGGUCCUAGUAGGGGGAUGGGAGGGGGGGAUGGGAGGGGGGGAUGGAGGGAGAGACGGAGGGUGGGGGGAGAGGGGGAGGAAGAGUGUGGUGCUCCGUGAUCUGCCCGGCCCUAGCGACGGAUGGACUAUAGGGUGAGGGGGAGGCGGCUUCUUCUGUGAUUGGCUGACGUGACGUUAACGGACUAAUUGACGGAUGGAGAUGAAGCUGGGGGGUGGAGGUGGUGUGGUUGGGGGGGGGGGCACCCGGAGGGGGACCUCCCAUGGCUUCAAGAGGUGUUUCUUCUUCUAUCUCCCCCUGAUCACUUGCUGUGUACAGAAGACCCUCAGCUGACCAGCGUGUGUGUGUGUGUGUGUUCUCUAAAAGGUGAAUGACCCGUUAGGGGUUGGCGGAAGAGAUACACUACUCAACUCAUUUUGAGAGUUUUAUGAAUUUGGUUGGCACUUUUCUGUUUGUGUGCGUGUGUGCGUGUGUGCGUGCGUGCGUGCGUAGGUGCGUGCGUGCGUGCGCGUGUGUGUGUGUGUGUGUUUACGCCAAGGAAACGAUUAAGAUCGAUACUCACUCUUCGUGAUUGAGUCACCUAUUAACCGAUUAUUCACAUUUCUUAUCUACAGCCUUUUAUUUGGUUCCGUGUCCAAAACAAUUUUUUUUAGCAAAUAUAUAUAUAUAUAUAUAUAUAUGAGAAAAAUUUGUGUUUUUUAUACUUGUACAGUAUUGAAAUUAAAACAUUUCUAAAGUUUU
Gadus macrocephalus (Pacific cod) is the source of this 2473-nucleotide messenger RNA. Its product is annotated as leukotriene B4 receptor 1-like. Lineage: Eukaryota; Metazoa; Chordata; Actinopteri; Gadiformes; Gadidae. Gene Ontology annotation, cellular component: membrane. The transcript has 5 exons. The record is from RefSeq and is a predicted model, not a curated record. Gene Ontology annotation, molecular function: leukotriene receptor activity. Gene Ontology annotation, biological process: G protein-coupled receptor signaling pathway; immune response. Bases 392 to 1618 code for a protein of 408 amino acids.